AUGAUGAAUUCUAUAGAAUAUAUUGAUAUUGUUAUUGUUGGCGCUGGUUUUACUGGUCUUUCAGCUGCGAAAUACUUCUUGUCGAAAUCAAUUAAAUCUGUAAUAAUUGAAGGUCGAUCACGUCUUGGUGGUAGAACAUUAACUAAGAAAAUAUGUGAUGAUGAUGAUGAUAAUAAUCACUUAAUAAUUGAUUUAGGUGGACAAUGGAUUACAGAAAAUCAAAAGAGAAUCUUUUCUUUUAUUAGAGAAUAUAGUAUUGAUUUAAUUGAACAAACGUGGUUUAAUGAAAAUCCAAAUUAUUUAGGUCAAUUAAUUGGUUUAAAACCUUUAAAUAAUGAACAAUUAGAUAUAAUUAAUCAAAUUUACAAUCAAUGGGAUAGUAUGGCUUUAGAAUUUGAAAACGUAGAAAAUGCAUUAUUAUAUGAAAAAUCUUCACAAUGGGAUAAAAUUUCUUUAAAAACAUUUAUUGAACAAAAUGAACUAGUUAAUGAUUUAAGAAUCAAGCAAGAAUUAAAACUUCAAAUAUUAACAUUAACAGCAUGUGAUUGUGAAAAUGUUUCAUUAUUAUAUUGGUUAAUAUUUAUUCGUUCAAUACCUGGUGGAUUAAAGACACUUGAUGAUGGUUUCAAUGGCGCACAACAAUAUAAAAUAAAAUAUGGAACUGAAAGUCUUUGUUUAAAAUUAGCUAAUAACCAAGAGAUUCGUUUUAACGAACAACUUAUAUCAGUUGAUUAUAGUUUAAAUGAUAAAAUUCUUUUAAAAUUUAAUUCAAAUAAACAAAUAAUAUGUCAACGUCUUCUUCUUGCAUUUUCAUCAACAUUAAUUUCACCAAUAAAAUUUAUUCCAAAUAUCGAAUUAGAUUAUUUAUCUUCUUCAAUGAUAGCGGGGCAAUGUAUUAAAACAAUAUUUAUUUAUUCUAAACCUUAUUGGAAAGAUAGAAAAAUAAAUCAGUCGAAUAAACAAGGACCUUGUUCAAAUAUAUUUGAAUUAAAAAAUCCACAUGGACUUAUUGGAUUAAUAUUAGGAAAUGACUGUUCGUUAUGGCUGAAUAAAAAUGAAAAUGAACUUAUUCAAUCAAUUAUUGAACAAUAUCAGUUACUUUAUAACAUUAAUGAAAAGCCAUUAAAAACAUUUAUACAAUAUUGGCCAAAAGAAAGUUUAAGUAAAGGUUGUUAUGCUGCUAUUUAUUCGCCAAGUUUAUCUUCGAAAUGGUUUCAUAGAAAUCAAUCGUUGAUCAAUAACAGAAUCUGGUUAGCUAGUACUGAAAGUGCUUUAGAAUGGAUAACUUAUAUUGAAGGCGCUAUUGAAGCUGGACAAAGAUUUGCACAAUACAUUAUUAAUUCACUUUAA
Rotaria socialis is the source of this 1350-nucleotide messenger RNA. The record is from the annotation of a GenBank genome assembly. NCBI's taxonomy places the organism in Eukaryota, Metazoa, Rotifera, Eurotatoria, Philodinida, Philodinidae.